AUGCUGGCUUCGCGUCUAUCUCGAGCUCUUCCCCGAGCUACCCCCAUCACUGCUCGCUCAGCUGCCUUUGCCAGGCCGCUGGCUCCCAGAUUCGCUCGCUAUGAGUCCACUUCAGCUGGCGAGGGCGAGAAGGUCCAGGGUUCCGUCAUCGGUAUCGAUUUGGGUACCACCAACUCUGCCGUUGCCAUCAUGGAAGGCAAGGUUCCUCGCAUCAUCGAGAACUCAGAAGGUGCUCGCACAACCCCCUCAGUAGUCGCUUUUGCCGAAGAUGGCGAGCGACUAGUCGGUGUUGCCGCCAAGCGACAGGCCGUCGUCAACCCAGAGAACACCCUUUUCGCCACCAAGCGAUUAAUAGGACGCAAGUUCACCGACGCUGAGGUUCAGCGUGAUAUCAAGGAAGUCCCCUAUAAGAUUGUCCAGCACUCCAAUGGCGACGCUUGGGUUUCUGCCCGCGACCAGAAGUACUCUCCUUCCCAGAUUGGUGGCUUCGUCUUGAACAAGAUGAAGGAGACUGCGGAGGCCUACCUGUCCAAGCCUGUCAAGAACGCCGUCGUCACUGUGCCUGCCUACUUCAACGAUGCUCAGCGUCAGAGCACCAAGGAUGCUGGUCAAAUUGCUGGUCUCAACGUCCUCCGUGUUGUCAAUGAGCCCACUGCUGCCGCUCUUGCCUAUGGUCUUGAGAAGGAGGCCGACCGUGUCGUCGCUGUCUACGAUCUUGGCGGUGGUACCUUUGAUAUCUCCAUCCUGGAGAUCCAGAACGGUGUCUUCGAGGUCAAGUCUACCAACGGUGACACCCACCUUGGUGGUGAGGAUUUCGAUAUCCACCUCGUCCGACACAUGGUUGCCGACUUCAAGAAGACCUCUGGCAUUGACCUGUCUGGUGACCGCAUGGCUAUCCAGCGUAUCCGUGAGGGUGCUGAGAAGGCCAAGAUUGAGCUGUCUUCUUCCCUCCAGACUGACAUCAACCUGCCUUUCAUCACUGCUGAUUCCUCUGGCCCCAAGCACAUCAACAUGAAGCUUACCCGUGCUCAGCUUGAGAAGAUGGUUGAUCCCCUCAUCACCCGCACCAUCGAGCCAGUCCGCAAGGCCCUGAAGGAUGCCAGCCUCCAGGCCAAGGACAUCCAGGAAGUCAUCCUCGUUGGUGGUAUGACCCGUAUGCCCAAGGUUGCCGAGUCCGUCAAGGGCAUCUUCGGCCGUGACCCUGCCAAGUCUGUCAACCCUGACGAGGCCGUCGCCAUUGGUGCUGCUAUCCAGGGUGCUGUCCUCUCUGGUGAGGUCAAGGACCUCUUGCUUCUCGAUGUCACUCCCCUCUCUCUGGGUAUCGAGACCCUGGGCGGUGUCUUCACCCGCUUAAUCAACCGCAACACCACCAUCCCCACCAAAAAGUCCCAGGUCUUCUCUACCGCCGCCGACUUCCAGACUGCUGUCGAGAUCAAGGUCUACCAGGGUGAGCGUGAGCUCGUCCGCGAUAACAAGCUGCUGGGUAACUUCCAGCUUGUUGGUAUUCCUCCUGCCCACCGUGGUGUCCCUCAAGUUGAGGUCACCUUCGACAUUGACGCCGACUCCAUUGUCCACGUCCAUGCCAAGGACAAGUCCACCAACAAGGACCAGUCCAUUACUAUUGCCUCUGGCUCCGGUCUUUCCGAGAGCGAGAUUCAGCAAAUGGUUGAGGACUCCGAGAAGUAUGCUGAGGCUGACAAGGGCCGCAAGUCUGCUAUUGAGGCCGCCAACCGUGCCGACAGCGUCCUCAACGAUACUGAGCGUGCUUUGAACGAGUAUGCCGACAAGCUCGACAAGACUGAGGCUGAUGGUAUCAAGGAGAAGAUUGCCACUCUCCGUGAGUUCGUUGCCAAGAGCCAGUCUGGCGAGAGCACCGCCACUGCUGAGGAGAUCAAGGAGAAGACCGACGAGCUCCAGAUGGCCAGCUUGAACCUCUUCGACAAGAUGCACAAGGCCCGCAACGAGGCCGGCUCUGGCGAACAGGCUUCUGGCGAGCAGCAGCAGCAAGGCGAGGGCGAGAAGAAGGACGAGAACAAGCCAUAA
This is a messenger RNA of Pochonia chlamydosporia 170, 2043 nucleotides long. RefSeq names its product heat shock protein SSC1, mitochondrial precursor. Gene Ontology annotation, biological process: protein refolding; cellular response to unfolded protein. The coding region runs from base 1 to 2043 and encodes 680 amino acids. The record is from RefSeq and is a predicted model, not a curated record. The transcript is spliced from 2 exons. Gene Ontology annotation, cellular component: cytoplasm; mitochondrion. Gene Ontology annotation, molecular function: misfolded protein binding; ATP hydrolysis activity; heat shock protein binding. Lineage: Eukaryota; Fungi; Ascomycota; Sordariomycetes; Hypocreales; Clavicipitaceae.